UUUUUACGCGAUUCGCUUUUGAUAUCGUUGAACUGCGAAGUGAUACGCUUACACGGAUUUACUGCUCAUUUAGUGAAGAUGAUCGAUGCUGUUGCGGCAUUUCAACAUGAAAUGCUAUGGACCAUUAUCAUUGGCUUUUUCAUUGCUUUCAUACUGGCGUUUGCGAUUGGUGCCAAUGAUACAGCCAAUUCUUUCGGUACGAGUGUUGGAAGCAAGGUAUUAACGCUACAUCAAGCAUACCUAUUGGCUUCGUUUUUUGAAACAAUGGGUUCUGCGUUGCUCGGUUACAAAGUGACGGAUACGAUGCGUAAAGGCGUCAUCGAUUUGGCCGUAUAUAAUAACAGCGAGGCUGAGCUGAUGUUCGGCCAGAUUUCCGUACUUUCAGGAUGUGGUGCUUGGUUGCUGAUCGCGACAUUCCUAAAGUUGCCGGUCUCGACCACCCAUAGCAUUGUUGGUGCAACACUGGGCUACUCGUUGAUUGCUCGUGGCACGAACGGCAUUAGGUGGUGGCCUAUCGUACGGAUUUUUCUUUCGUGGUUCAUUUCUCCAAUCUUAUCGGGCAUGGUUUCAAUCGUUUUCUACAUCGUCAUAGAUCAUAGCGUUCUCAGGCGGAACCGUCCGUUGCACUGCGGACUUCUAUUACUACCUGUUCUUUAUUUUAUUUGUGUAGCUGUGAAUGUUUUCGCAAUCCUCUACGACGGCAGUGCGUUUUUGGGUCUUGACAAGUUGCCAUUUUGGAGUAUACUCUGCUUAACGUUUGGAUGUGCGCUCAUCGUCGCAAUUAUCGUUCAAUUUUUUGUUGCGCCGCGCUUAAAACGGCGCAUUCUUGGUAAACUUUCGAACGCAUCAUGUACGCAGUAUAAGAGUACGGUCAACGAAGCGCAAUCCUAUAGUAACACUGGCGUUGAAUUGAAAUCGGCUCUUCCGAGCACAACCACUCUGGAUAGGAACGCCACCAAUUCACAGAGUCAGUUGGUAUUCAAGCUUUCAUUGAUGCCACUGGCACCAGCUCGAGUAAAUGAGUUGCAAUUAAGCCAUCUAUAUUCGAAAGAAAAUUAUAGGACUUGGGAAUCCUAUUCAGGCACGCGCGCUUUACUUCAGUAUGAAAAUGGUCGUCAGAACAGUCCAGAUUGUACUACUGUCGACGUUGGUAAUUCGAAUCAGUACUGUAAUGGAUUUGAAGCGGUCAACAGCAAUAUAUCGUCGCAUUCACAUCUGGUUCUUGGUGCAAACACCAUUCGUCCAACGAACAGCAUAGAAGGAUUUUUUCGAUCAACCAAACCCGAAGACCCGCAAGCUUCGAAACUCUUUAGCUUUCUUCAGGUGAUGACCGCUUGUUUUGGUGGAUUUGCUCACGGUGGCAAUGACGUAAGUAAUGCCAUAGCUCCUGUUGUUUCGCUGUACGCGAUCUACCAAGAGAUGUCAGUGCUACAGACUUCGAGUACGCCCGUAUGGUUGCUUCUGUAUGGUGCUGGUGGAAUGUGCAUGGGUCUUUGGUUGCUUGGUCAUCGAGUCAUUUAUACUGUUGGUGAAAAUCUCACUAAGAUCACUCCACCAAGGUGCUGUUAUGUAAAUAAUCAUUCAAUGAAGUGUUACAUACAAUAUAAAAUGUCAUUGCAAAUUUUACGUCGUUUUUUCAUCCACGUUCUCAAAUUGAAUUGGGCAAAAAUAAGACCACCUUUGGCGUUUUCCUGGCCAGAAAUUAGCGGUUUCGCCAUCGAAUUCGGAGCAGCUGUCACGGUACUAGCGUCAAGCAAACUCGGUCUACCGAUUAGUUCAACACAGUGCAAGGUGGGCAGUGUUGUAGCGGUUGGCAUGGUCCAAAGAGCUCGUGCGGUCAAAUGGUCAACCUUUCGCAAUAUCUCGCUUUCGUGGCUAGUUACUUUGCCUGUAACGGGUGAGUGUUUUAUAUUGUUUGAAAGCAGUAAACUCCAGAAAGUAGUCAGUGCUGCAGCCCAUAAGUAG
This is a messenger RNA of Anisakis simplex (herring worm), 1965 nucleotides long. The record is from the annotation of a GenBank genome assembly. NCBI's taxonomy places the organism in Eukaryota, Metazoa, Nematoda, Chromadorea, Rhabditida, Anisakidae.